Blastomyces dermatitidis ER-3 is the source of this 3962-nucleotide messenger RNA. RefSeq lists its product as uncharacterized. Bases 1188 to 2378 code for a protein of 396 amino acids. NCBI's taxonomy places the organism in Eukaryota, Fungi, Ascomycota, Eurotiomycetes, Onygenales, Ajellomycetaceae. Gene Ontology annotation, molecular function: protein binding. The record is from RefSeq and is a predicted model, not a curated record. The transcript has 5 exons.
GCUACCAUGGAUUGGGCUAGUGAUGGUGCAGGAUAUCCGAAUUCAUGGGGUUUUAACUGGGAGGACACCAAGCCAUUGUUCCGGCCAAUAACGAGUCAAACCAAAUGGCCCUAUCAUGGCACAGCUCUUCUCUAGUUGCAAGGGUGGACAAAGAUUAUACAAUUCCGAGUUGAUUCAUUAUUAUUAUUAUUAUUGCUCGUUGCAACUCAGGAGUCGGCGCGACAAAUCGAAUUAACUACCUAGGUAGUUAGGGUUUGUCACAUGACCGCCUAACUGGUCCCAGCGAGUUAGAGAUAUGGAGUUCUGUACGGAGUACAAAGUACAGAUUGCUAAGGACUGUUAUGCAGGACUCUGCACCCACCUGCGUUGGGGCUGUGACAAGAAGAAAUGGCUGCACUAGAAAGGAGUUUCUUUGUUUCCUGUUUCGGGCCGCCACUCGCUGACGCGCCUCCAGCGAAUCUCAUCCCAUCUCCACGCCCACAGCGCGAAGCCUCAGGGGUAUUUCUUUGAUGUUAAGCUGUAACAAAUUCCCUGUACCCCCUACCCAUGCAGCUCUCUCUCCUAAUGCCCAGCUAGCACCCGAGAAAUUCUUUGGCUUCGAUUUAUUUACCAGUCCCUAGGUCCAACUGAGUGCUACCCAACAUUGUUGACCCUGGAUUGCCGGGAUCUUGUGGCUCCUGUAUUGCCUUUGCCAAUCUUGCAGGGAUUGCUUUGUACGAGCUGGGUCAACUACUAUCUACGGAUGUAGUCAAGACGGAAUAUCAACGUGACAACCAGUUCUACCUCUUGGUAUUGCUCCCCAAUGGAUCAGAGUCAUGGCCAUAGGCCCGUGCCCUGCUGCUUUAAACGAAUAUUCAAGAUUGCCCGCGGCGAUUAACCUCAUACCGGGGCUGAUGUGAUUAUUGGCAUCUAGAACCGAGUCGACUAUUUCUGUGGUUGAGUUAGCUGCGAGUGUGUUAUGAUGUUGGCAACUAGGGUUCUGAACAUGGCUAACUGUAAAGUUGGCCCAUCUUGGAAUUUUACUUGUGGAAUCUAGUUUGGUUACACAUUGCCUUUUCUUCAAAUGCAGCGUGACUACCAGGUCGGCUGGCUCAUGCUCAAUAUGCCUGCACAACGGACGGCUGUGCUCUUUUAAUCUGCCCGAUAUUCACCAGCAAAUAACGGCUGCCACGUAGGAAAAGGCCUACAUGGGUUCCCGAUUCACCUGUGAAGAAGAAGCCCCCUCUGCCCUCCCCCAUCUCCAUCACACGGCCAGGAUUCCUCAGAGCAGACGCUGUACUCUUGGCCAUAAUGAGAUGCCUUCAGUUAUUAGCCCAGUCGCUCCCGCGGUUUCGAAACUUGAUCGUAUGGCCCCCGAGGUCCACAACCUUGACCCGGAUGGCGAUGUGAUGCUUAUCAUGACAAGAUACCUCGAAUGUGAGAUUAUAUCUGAAUUAGGGGGCGACUUUGACAGUACUGUCACAAAACAGAACGGCCCUGUCGCUGUAGACACAGAGCUACCGAAUACAGCAGAUCACAAUGAUAUACUCACUUGCGAGCAAGAGGUUUUGGUACGAGCUUCUUCGCGGCAUUUAAUUCUUGCGUCUACGGUUUUCCGUGCCAUGCUUCAGCGCAAAUUCAGCGAAUGUAACGCGCUUCACGAAACCGGGAGCGUUGAAAUCCCUCUUCCUGCCGAUGAUCCCGAUGCCUUUCUUAUCAUUUUGAAUAUAAUCCAUGGCUACAUGCGAAGGGUUCCAACAGAGCUCGACCUUGAUACAUAUACACAGGUUUCAGUUCUAGCUGACAAGUAUGAUGUCCACGAAGCCGUCGAGAUUUUUGCAAAUUUCUGGUUCGAGAAACUCAAACCCACCAUCCCCCAGACAUACACGGAAGAUAUCCCCGGGUGGAUAUGUAUUUGCUGGGUAUUCAACCGGCCCAAAGAAUUCAAACACCUAACUCGACUCGCACUACGACAAGGCAGGCAGAAUCUUCCAUUAGGAGACCUUCCUAUUCCCGCAUCCGUUGUUGAUGCAAUCAACAGUCAACGCAUCGACUCUAUAUCCCGCAUAGUUUCCCUCCUCCACGCCCAGCUAGCAGACUACCUCGAGAAAGAGCAUUGCAGUUUUGAAUGCGACUCGCUCAUGCUAGGGGCCUUGACGAAACGGUUGAAAGCCCUUCAUCUCUUCCCCAGCCGGCCGGACCCUCCCUUUACGGGCCUCUGCUUUGAGCAAUUCGCCCACCGCUUCAGAGAUGGCUUGUACUUCCCGGCCGCCCAACGCACAAGCACUUAUUAUUACGACCAUGCCAAAUGUGCCAUUCCGUCAAUUGAACAUACGCUAAAGAAGUUUGAUGAGCAGCUGGCAGGCUUGGAAUUAACUGAGCAUAAGCUGUUAUCGUAGUAUUUUAUCGUGUCGUUCUCGGCCGCUUUCCGUUCUCUAUCGACUUCGGGAUGUGUUUCCUUCAUUACCAUCACGAUUUUCUGGGCUUUCGAUUAUGCAUGAUGACAUGCUCCUUUUCAUCCCAACUUUUCGAUUUGCUGGUCUUGCUUGGCCAGGUUUUGGCUGCAUAUUUUGUCGCUCUAUUGUUCUGCACUGCACUGCUCACCCAUUAUCACUACAUUUCGAGCAAUGGCUUCCUUCCUUUUCAUACGUUUUAUUUCCCCCUUCUUCUGCUUAGCAGGCAAGGCGUUUCAAGGAAUUUCGGAUCUUGGUUUUAAAUCCGCCACUCCCGGCUCCCCAUCUGCAUGGCUUCGAGGUCAUCUAUCCAAAGAUUAACCAACCACCUUUUUUAUCUGACGGCUCUAUUCUCAUUCACACUUUUCUCCUCAAUACUACAUAUAUCGGAUAUACGUGUCGCAUGCCAUGAUAUUCUCCCUAACAAGAUGGAUCGUACUCCUCACAAUUUGCAAGAGAAAAAAAAAAAAAAAAAAAAAAAAAAAAAAAAAAAAAAACAUAAUACCACCUCCCAGGCAUGCUAUGCUACACAUGAACCACCACUUACUCUAUCUAAAACCCAUCACAAUGGACGAAAGAAUCAUUCGAGACCUGUCCUGCCUGUCCGUUUGCUCCGUACACCAAACACCUACAUCCUUUUGACACAUAUCCCCGGUCCUCCACCAUUUAUGCAAUGUAAUAUGCGAAUAAAAACAAAACCAGAGCAAGAUGUUUAAACCCGUUCGGGCCCCGUUCCUGUAUCGUUAUACAAAAUAAUUCGCCCGCCACCUAACGUCGGUAUACAGCUAUAGGUAGUGUAAUUGAACCGAACUCAACAUCUGCUCGCCCGCGUACUCGUAAUCCAUACAUUAAAUGAAGAAAGUAUCAAGGCAGUGCUACCUACCACACACAUGCACACUACCCGCCGCCCCCCGUUCAUUCCGCCCGUCCUUUCAGAUCCUCAUCCUCUAUUUUCUCCUCCUGCUGGACACCAACUAGGUUACUUACUACUUUUAGAGAGGAAAACAUGGGCACCAAUCACCAACCACCAGCUCUUCGGAAGGUUGGAAAUCGAAAUAUGUCUUCUCCAGCUAGGCCAGUCCAACUAGGGACGGGCGGGGGUGGAAGACAUGACUACCUUCAGUAUUUUUGGGCUUUUUUUGCCAGUCCCCUCCCUCCUAUAGGAUCGUUCUUUAGAGAGAUGCAGUGACAUGUAUGUGUAUGUAUGUAUCCGCCCAUGAACACUGACAUGUAGAUGUGCAUAUAUGCUUUACUUCGGAAAUACGCAGAACUGUAGAAAGGUAUAGUAGCAUGAGGGGUAGUUAGUACAUUACAUCUUCUUAUGUUACUUACUAUAUGUAUAUCCACGGUUGCAAUGGAAGCGCUGGAGUACACCCGGAGCAGUAGUGUGUGGAUGGUAGUAUGAUGUGUACGAGUAACCUUGAAAGUAAGUAAUUGGAAUAUAAUGCAGAAAUUGUAUUGGUGAGGAAUGAAAGUUUUAUUGUUUACUUGAAUUGUGGAGAUCUGCUACUCAUGAGGACGACUUCUACC